CCACACACACGAACGCCCACUUUUGCACUCUACUUGGCAGAUCCUUGACCUCCUUUCAUGGGGGCGAGUAUGCAAGAAGGGAUGAUAAGCUGUUUGGCUCAAGGAUCCUCUCGAGCCGAGGCGUCCUUCAGGGUGUACUACAGCCUCGGCGCCGGCACCGUGCCCUUCGUCUGGGAGACCAAGCCCGGCACGCCCAAGCGCACCAUUGACCCCGUAGCCGCCGCAGACGACGACGUGUUGCCGCCAAUCCUGCCGCCGCCGUUGUAUCAGCCCAAGACCAUGAAGAGGUGCACAAGCACAACGAAGUCAUCUUCUUGCUGGCCUCCGCGGAUGACGAGCUGGCUAAACAUCAGGAGGCGCCGUCGUCAUCCAAUUGUGACACCUGGCUUGCACCAGACUGCGGCGUCGAUGAUCAACGGCGGCAUUGUGCCAUCCUUGGGUGCUUCUGAGGCCGGCAUGGAGCGUUGAACCUAGUGUGUAUACCUCGGCAUGGAGCGUUGAAACUAGUGUGCGUACCUCGUUAAAAGGUCGAUUGAUUAGCUGCUGCACCGGCCUACUUCCGGUGUUACUAUUUGAGUAUAUAGUGGGAGUGGUACAUAUAUAUCAUGUUGUUUGUGCUGGACUGCUGGGCCUUUAAUU
This is a messenger RNA of Hordeum vulgare subsp. vulgare (domesticated barley), 639 nucleotides long. RefSeq lists its product as uncharacterized. The transcript has a single exon. The coding region runs from base 58 to 468 and encodes 136 amino acids. The record is from RefSeq and is a predicted model, not a curated record. Lineage: Eukaryota; Viridiplantae; Streptophyta; Magnoliopsida; Poales; Poaceae.